This is a messenger RNA of Mus musculus (house mouse), 3836 nucleotides long. It is a transcript of the gene Stimate, whose product is annotated as STIM activating enhancer. Gene Ontology annotation, molecular function: calcium channel regulator activity. Gene Ontology annotation, cellular component: endoplasmic reticulum-plasma membrane contact site; endoplasmic reticulum membrane; cortical endoplasmic reticulum. The record is from RefSeq and is a predicted model, not a curated record. Gene Ontology annotation, biological process: store-operated calcium entry. Bases 362 to 1102 code for a protein of 246 amino acids. The transcript has 9 exons. Lineage: Eukaryota; Metazoa; Chordata; Mammalia; Rodentia; Muridae.
AGCUCUACGAUCUCGGACGUCGGGUUACGCGCGGCGCGGAGGCGGCCGCGGGCUGAGAUACCGGCACCCAGCUCCAGGUCCGGGGUCGCGGCUGGGCAGCGCGACCCGGGCUGCAGCGAGGCCGGCGGCCCCUCGCGCCCUCCCGUCAGGCCGCCAUGCAAGGCCCGGGAGGGAACGUGAGCCGCGGAUUGCCGAGCGGGCCGGCCUCCACGGUCGCGUCCGGGGCGGGCCGCUGUGAGAGCGGCGCGCUCAUGCACAGUUUCGGCAUCUUCCUGCAGGGGCUGCUCGGCGUCGUGGCCUUCAGCACAUUGAUGCUUAAACGCUUCAGAGAACCAAAGCAUGAAAGACGGCCGUGGAGGAUAUGUGCUGGAAGAUGGAAGACGAUGUGAACGGAGCAGCCUCUGCUGUGAGCUUCUCCAUCUUGACUGUUACGAGAUUAUGCCUGUUUUUAGACACUUCCAAACAAGCCAUAGGGAUGCUCUUCAUCCACUUUGCAAAUGUGUACCUAGCAGAUCUCACUGAAGAGGACCCUUGUUCACUGUACCUCAUCAACUUUCUUCUGGACGCCACUGUAGGCAUGCUGCUCAUUUAUGUGGGCGUACGCGCCGUCGGUGUCUUGGUGGAGUGGCAGCAGUGGGAAUCCCUGCGUUUUGGAGAAUAUGGAGACCCUCUGCAGUGCGGGGCCUGGGUAGGACAGUGCGCCCUCUACAUCGUGAUCAUGAUCUUUGAAAAGUCCGUGGUCUUCAUCGUCCUCCUCAUACUCCAGUGGAAAAAGGUGGCCCUAUUGAAUCCAAUUGAAAACCCCGACCUGAAGCUGGCCAUCGUCAUGCUGAUAGUCCCCUUCUUUGUCAAUGCUUUCAUGUUCUGGGUAGUGGACAAUUUCCUCAUGAGAAAGGGGAAGACGAAAGCUAAACUAGAAGAAAGAGGAGCCAACCAGGACUCAAGGAAUGGGAGCAAGGUUCGCUACCGAAGGGCAGCAUCCCAUGAGGAGUCUGAGUCUGAGAUCCUGAUCUCAGCUGACGACGAGAUGGAGGAGUCUGACGCCGAGGAGGACCUCCGGAGACCUGUGAAAAAGAAGCACCGCUUCGGGCUGCCUGUAUGACACAUUCCCACGCUGCGGGUGACAGUCCUGGGGCCCAGCCCUGCAGCAACAGCGUCUCUGCCCUCCUCUCUGCCCUCCUCUUCUACCUCUGCUCCUCCUGCUGUCUCUGCCCGCUCUCCACCCGCCCCAGACGACUGUGACUUAAAAGAGGGAAGAGGACCCAUGCCCGAGGGGGCUGUGGGCAGCUGGAGUGCCCACUCAGUUGCACUACAAACACUGACCAAAUAUGCAAGCGAAGAGCUUUGUUUGUUUGUUGUUGUCCCUUAGGGGUUCUGUAAGACCCCCUGUCCUGUCUGACCAGGUGGCAUGGUGGAAGGAAACAGCACACAGACUGUUGCGGGUCCUGGAGCUGAGGCUGCCGGCCUUGUGGACAAGCGCUGUGCUUGAGGUUAGCAGUUGCUGGUUGACCCAAGUUGGAACAGGAAUGCUUUCUUAACUCAAAAUGGCUUUUGUAACUCUUUAUUUCUAAAGCCAGUUUUAUGAGCUGUGACAGUGUUACUGUUUUUUGAGUAUGUGUUCAUUUCCUACAAAGUAUCUAUGGGUCUAAUGGGCAAACAGAUUUUUAAGUCUUCCGUAUACUGUUGGACUUUUAUAUUUUUAAGUUAUAUUUUCAUACUAUUGUAUUUAAAACUCUUUUUAAUCCCCAAAGACAUGGAUUUGUUUGCCUUUCAUGGGGAAUGAGCUAGGGGGAGGUGGGUAAAAAUGAGGAGUUUUGGAGGCAGGAAUAUUGUUAAGUAACAUCGAUGGUGAGAUAAACGGCCCUGGUGGGAAGGUAGAGAGAUAGCGCUUAUCUGCGCUCACAGAUCCAUAGUUAAGGUCAGAACCUGCACAGGAGGCAGCUGCUCCAGUGUGGGGACAGACAGAGCCCUGCCAGGGCAUACAAGCUGCCGUGUUGGAGGCAAUGGUUAAACUUCACUCAGGAGUUACACGUUUGUGUCCAGAGGACUCAAGACCGCCUCCGGCUACUCCUGUUGGUUUCCUGCCUAUCUCAGUCUCUAAAUUGCAAGUGUUAGAAUGGCCUCAGCCUUGACUGCCUGUACAGCAGCCUUGACUGUACAGCAGCUUGCAGAGCCAACCUUUGCCCUGGUCUGUCACCAGCUGCCACCUGCUUGCUUGCUUAGCUGUCUAGAGAACUCUUCCUGGCCGGAAGAGCCUGUCAUGAUGCCCUACAAAGUUGUGAAAUAACUGCAGCAGAGCAGACACUGGUGUGAGUCGUGUUUGAAUGUGUAGGUUGUAUGAGGCAUUUCUAACUGGCUCCUCUCUGCUGGCCACACCCACUCCUCAGCCGGGCUGUGGUUUACCUGUGGGCCAGCCUGGCCUGGCACUGUCCCUGCUGUGGGAGCAGCAGGGCGGGACUGUCUGAUGGCCUCUCAGUGGUAAGGAGCACAAGAACACCCACCGCCUCACGGGCUGAGGCCUUAGGUGAGACAAGCACAGAGGACAGCUCUCCUCAGAACCCCUAAGCCUAGGUCAGAGUGUGCUUUGCAUAAGCAUACAGGCUCUAAAUAUGCUUGUGGCCCGUGACCCUAGCCCUUGCCCAGGAUACCUGGGCUGUCUUCUGCCACUUGAAACCUUCCUUGUCACAGACAGAAGGGUAUGCUCUGGGUGGCCCUCUCAGCUCACUGUCUAGCGCAAGUCACUGAGAAGAGUGAGUCUGCUGUGGGAGGCUGCACAUUCCUGUCAGGCAGAGGCCAUGACCUGGAACGGGUCCGCCAGGCCCUGCCUUGGUCUCAGUUCCCAUUUUCUUCCAUCGUUCAGCAGUGGUCAUUCUCUCCCCUUCUCUAGUGAGCUUCCACUGAGCUCAAACUCCUGGUGAGCUGGUCAGCGCCCGGGUGUUGCUGACGUCAUCCUCACGUCCCCUUCCCCUUUGCUGUGCUUUAGCUGGCCUUUGCUGCGCACACCCCUGCCAUCCCUCUGGAGCUCAGAGCUGAAACCUCAUUUUCAGACUCAAGCUCCUGGAGUUUCCAAGCUAGACACAGAGGUGGGGGAAAUGCUGUUAAGGACGGAAGGAUGGCAACUCCGGGUGCACAGCCUCACAGAGGUGGUCUGUAAGGUCCUCCCAGCUCCCAGGCACAGGGCCUGGAGGACAGGAAGCAAGUGAGUGCAAGUUCCUUCUGCACCCUGAUUUCCGCUAAGGACUGUCGUCUCUGGGCUGCAGCUGUGGAGUUGGCUCAGUAGGAGAGGAGGUCCAACAGGGAUCUGCCACUAGAGCCUGUCUGUGUGCAAGCGUGGUGUGUGUCUGUCCUUCCCUCUCCCUGUGGAUGUGCGCAUGCAACCAUACAGCAAAAGCACAUACAAUUCCGCAUCCCUUGGGAGAGCCUCCGGUGGCCGACAAGGCCUUUCUGUCACCGUGGUGCACUGUCUCACUGGAGUGGAUGUAGAGGGCUCUGGUCAGGACUUCUUCCUGAGCUGUCCCCCCUCCCCGGAACAAGUGUCCACAUCACUUGUUCCAAGUUGCCUUAUGAGGUGGGACCCUUUACUGGCUGAUUGCGGGCGACACCGAGCUAGGGAAAAAAAAAAAAAAAAAAAAAAACAAGAAGUGUGGAAUGCUGACCUAGCUGUGGUGUGCUGUCAAUCUGAUUUGUCCAAAUAGGUACCUUGGCCAAGCUGCUCUUGGUAGAAGCUUGCCAGCCACGGUGAAGAAUGAGGUUUUUUUGUUUUUGUUUUUGUUUUUGUUUUUUUUUUGUAACUAACAGAAAUAAACCAAUGAGAGAGAGCUGACACCUAACUCGGA